Salvia hispanica is the source of this 1184-nucleotide messenger RNA. Its product is annotated as coiled-coil protein. Gene Ontology annotation, biological process: transcription by RNA polymerase II. Gene Ontology annotation, molecular function: transcription coactivator activity. The record is from RefSeq and is a predicted model, not a curated record. Gene Ontology annotation, cellular component: nucleus. NCBI's taxonomy places the organism in Eukaryota, Viridiplantae, Streptophyta, Magnoliopsida, Lamiales, Lamiaceae.
UCUGAUCCGUAGUCGAUAUUCUUAUAUGCGUUCGGUUCAAUCCGAUUCGAAUCGCAAUUCCUAAUUUCCAAUCAAAAUAAUCAUCUGAUAGAUUGGCACAAAUUUGUCGAAAUUUUGUUGUGAAAAGCAGGUUUAAUCGUCGAAAAUGCCGAAGAAAAUGGGUGUGAACAGCAAAGCCGAAGCAGCUAGGGCACGGAGGAGCGCAACCGAGUCUGAGCGGAAGGAGCGCGUGGAGAAGGAGAAGGAAGAGCAGUACUGGCGGGAAGCCGAGGCAAAUAAGCCGAAAGCGGCGAAGAAGCGGGAGGAGGAAGCCGAGAAACGAGCCGAGGCGAACGCGCGGAAAGCCGAGGCGCGCCGAUUGGCGGAGCUGGAGGAGAAGGAGCUGGAGAAGAGCCUCACCAAGCCGGAUAAGAAGGCGAAUAGGGUCGGGGUGCCCCUGCCGAAGGUGACGGAGGCGGAGCUGAUCCGUCGGAGGGAGCAGGAGCAGGCGGCGUUGCAGCGUCGCGCGGAGGAGGAUAAGAGGAAGCAGAGCCGGACGGCGAAGGAGGAGGAGUACGAAAGGAUGGUGAGCGUGGAGAACACCAAUCGCGAUGAUUCGAUUAUCGAGGCGAGGUCGGUUGAUGAAGCGCUUGCGCGGAUGACUAUUGUGGAUAGUUUGCCGGUGGACAAACAUCCGGAGAAGAGGCUCAAGGCCUCGUUUAAGGCUUUUGAAGAAGCUGAGCUCCCAAAGUUGAAAGCGGAGAAGCCGGGUCUAACGCACACUCAAUACAAGGAUAUGAUUUGGAAACUCUGGAAGAAAUCUCCUGACAACCCUCUUAACCAGGUAGCUGAGAAGGCGUAGGCGUGUCUUUUCAUUAGAAGCCCAAUGAGUUUUCUCUGGGACUUGUGCAAAUAAGCUGAUGUUUCAUAUCUGUGUGAGUAUGUUGAUGACUAUGCGAGACAGCUUGGGCCGCCUCCACCUCCUCCACCAAAUUUGCAGUGUUCCAUCUCAGCUCGAUGCAGUAGAUUGAGAUAAUAAAGCGAACUAUGUAAAAACCAUUUUAAAUACAACCAUGUAUGUUUAUGUGAAUGCAUCCCAAUUGACCUCUUGCUUUACAGAAUUUGUCUGCGUGGUUUAUUUGUAAAAUUAGCUACUUCUCUUGAAAGAGAUUGUCUGUUUGUAUCUACUACUACAUCAACUUGCA